Molecule: messenger RNA, 1308 nt
Organism: Paramecium tetraurelia
Lineage: Eukaryota; Ciliophora; Oligohymenophorea; Peniculida; Parameciidae
Exons: 4
Source: RefSeq, a predicted model, not a curated record
AUGUAUUAAAGGAUAUCGAUCUCUCAUUGCCAACUGUGUAAGAUGUAAGCCAUGAAGCCUAUCUCCUUAAUUUGCUCUCAUACACUUUGUUUCAAAUGCGCAUAAAAUAUCUCCAUUCAAGAAAAUACAAGUUAAAUACAGAAUAAGUUUAGAAUUUAAUGUCCUUUAUGUCGCAAAGUCACUCAUACCUAUGAUAUCAAUAAUCUCCUCAUGGAAAACAACGAGUUGAAUCUGAUUACAGACUCGAGUGAAAUGGAUAAAGAGAUUCUAAAUGAGAGUUAAUUAUAAAAUGAUUCGAAAAAUGGCAGAAGGUAUUCUAAUUUUGAUAUUCCAAACAAAGUUCAAAGCACGGCUCAAUAAAAAAUGUCAGAAUUAUUGACUUAAACCAACAAUGCGAUGAAAAUGAUGAACGAAAAGCCUAAACAAAGUAAUACUACUAUUGGUCAUAUUCACAAAUAAUCAGCCACCGUUGCUGUGAUCUUUGAUGACAAUCGUUCCAAAGUUCAAUUGAAUUAGCAACCUUAUGGAUCUUAAUUCUAAUCUUAGAUCUAAAAAACAUUAAUCUAAUAUUAAUAGUAAUAAUAGGAACUUAAUUAACAAACUUAAACAAUUAAUAAAGACAUCUUAAAACCCAAUAAUAAUACUCCUAAUGCCAGUCCUUAUUCUACACCCCUUGCAUCCCAAUUUCAUAUAAAUUUCUAAAAUACUGAUAAUAAAAAAUAACCCCAGAAUCCACUUCAAUUUUAACCUCUAAAAGAUAAGCCAUUUUAUUUAGACGAUAAAAAAUACACUCAAGAAGUUAAAGAAAACUUAUUUCAAAAGGAAAUACAAAAAGAAAUCACUGAACCAUCUCGACACAAAAGAAGUGCAACUGGAGUACCUAAUAAAUAGUUAACUACUAAUAAUACAUCUAUUAUUAAUAAUGUCAAUCAAAAUAGUAGUAUCAAUAAUGAAAGUUCAGAAUAAAUUAUUGCAUAAUAUUUCUAAAUUAUACAAAAGAGUUUAUAAAAAUUAGAAAAAGAUACUUUAAUGGUCAUUAAAAAUAAAAAUGUUUAGCCACAAGCACUAUAUUAAAAAAUGAAAUAGUUAAAUUAAACAAAGGAUUAAGAUGGAGAAUUAAUUUAAUCAAUCAAAAUGGUGAUUAAAUUACAAACUGAAUUAAAUGGAUUGUCAACUCCAUCUUGUCAUAGAAAAACCAGUUCUCAUGCUAGUCAUAGAUAUUCUAACAAUACUACGAAUACAAAGAGCGAUCAUAGUUCUACAUCUAUUUUGCAGUAAGAAUUUAAAAACUUAAAGAAAUUGUUCUGA